Molecule: messenger RNA, 1248 nt
Organism: Cantharellus anzutake
Lineage: Eukaryota; Fungi; Basidiomycota; Agaricomycetes; Cantharellales; Hydnaceae
Exons: 6
Coding region: 423-1085 (220 amino acids)
Source: RefSeq, a predicted model, not a curated record
CACCUUCCUUUCGAGGUAGAACCAGGCAUCAGCUGCUCAGCAGUCAGAAUAUAUACCAGAAGAGUAGCCUCAAAUAGGUUUUGAACUGAGAGCGCUGUCAAAAGGAUCGAUGGGUCUGCCAUUCGGUGCCGAAGGGGCACGUUCAUUUCGAAUUCGGGGCCUUAUGGAAGCCAGCUAGCGGAACGCUGUUGAAGAGCGCGUCUGCCUAUCAACCCGAUGUGCCUACGCAUAACGGCCGUACCGAUUUCGGGUGCAGCUACGGUCCUUCUGACCGAUUUACGUCAAAUCAGACGUAUUUAUCCAACUCUUAAUAUGAAUAUGAAUCGCUGGCUACCCCGGCGAACUCUAGAAGACACCAAGUAGCCAGAUAGUCAUCCUUAGAGUGCGUGGAGCCUCCCUCAAGACCUGCAAGCACCUAGUCGAUGUCCUUCAAGACGUCCUUUGCUGUACUGGCCUUCGCUACGUUUUACCUCCUUGCGAGAGCGCUGGCCACUCCCGAGUUAAUCCCGGAACCUCCCCAACUCCGUGGCGGUCACCCUAAGCCAUGUCUUCCGUACGAAAAGCACGACAAGCAUGGUCACUGCGUUCCGACUAAGAAGCCCCUAGGAGCUAAUUGCACUGAAGAUUCGCAAUGUCAAUCGCGAAAAUGUUGGCCGCAGCAUUGGUACUAUGGACAGAAGAUCUGUUCUCCUAGUCCCGCGGGUGUACCAUGCAGAAGUGAUUCCACUUGUAUUAGCAAACAUUGCACUAAAAGAAGGGUGUGCGACAAGAAUACUGGGACUUCGUACAGUCUCCAUGGUCCCGAUGGCCCUCUCUGCUACACAAAUUCGGAUUGUUACGGCAAUCGAUGCAUGCCGCCUUUCGUUGGAAUUGGACAAAAUACUCAGUGCUUCCCCACUGACGUCGGAAACUACUGUGAUGCCAAGACGGGAUGCAUUACCAAUAAUUGUACAGAUCAUCGUUGUUUAGCGGGAGGUCCAGGUGCUCCUUGUUACCUCGGAGAACAAGACACGAAUUGUAUCAGCAAAUAUUGCGCUAUCGCGUCUAUGUCAAGUCCAACAGGAUACUGCCAGCAAGGGUUCUGACGGUACACGCGUCAGACACAGUUGGACGUAGCGCUCGAUGAUAGUGAGCGAUGAUGUACCCAUUCUAAAAUGUUUGGAUGCCUGGCGUGUCAUAGAAUCCUUUGGGGGAGCGCAUUGUUGUCAUGAGAUCACACAAGCUGCCAGAUUAAACUCCUGAAUGCAU